GGAAAUUUUUGCGUAGACGCCGGUAGACCCCAGAUUAUACGACAGUCGCCGCGAAGCAUGGAGGCUGCCGUCGGACCCAGAUGGGGUCUCAAAAACCACAACUGCAGCCGGGCCGGUCGUCGACUCGUCCAAACCCUUCAUAACGGGUUGCCCUCGCCCAUCCACCCUGUGUAGUUGUUCUCAAGAACCGUUCUUCCUUCGUGUCCGCAGGAGUCCUUUUUCUUCUCAUACCACCGCUCUUCAGCCAUUUGGGCAAAGAUGCUGCGUUUGUCGGUUCUUCUGGGUCUCACGGCCGCGGCCAUCGCUGUCGCGCGCCUGUUGUCGAUUGGCCGUCGACCCAAGAACUAUCCGCCAGGGCCGCCGACCCUGCCUCUUCUUGGGAAUAUUCACCAGAUGCCCAAACGCGAUGCCCAUCUUCAGUUCGCCAAAUGGGCUAAAGAAUACGGCCCAGUCUACAGUCUGAUACUCGGUACUCAAUGCUUGAUCGUCUUGUCCAGUGAUGAGGCGGUCAAGGCAUUACUUGAUAAGAAGAGUGGAAUCUACUCGCACAGACAGGAAAUGUAUAUCGGCCAGGAAGUAUGUAGCGGUGGUUUGAGACUGCUGAUGAUGGGAUAUGGACCAAAAUGGCGUGGAUUCCGCAAGAUGGUACACGGGCUCCUCAACGUGACCACCUCCAAAUCCUAUGUGGUUUAUCAGACGCUUGAGAACAAGCAGAUGCUCUACGAGUUCCUCACCGAGCCGGACCGAUUCUUGUACCAUAUCCGCCGGUACUCCAAUGCAUUGACAACUACCAUGGUUUUCGGAUGGCGUACCCCAACUUAUGAGGAUGCGAAAAUGAAGCAAUUGUUCGACGGUUUCUCUGAAUUUGCUGAGAUCAACCAGACUGGAGCUGCGGCCCUGAUUGACUUCUUCCCUUGGCUCAGAAACCUACCAGACUUCCUCCUACCUCUCCACAAGAAGGCUAAGGACCUCCAUAAACACGAGAAGGCUCUCUAUUUGGGACACUGGCUCAAGGCAAAGGAUGACAUCCGAAGAGGAACAAUCAAACCGUGCUUCUGCGUUGGUAUGGCCGAAGCACAGAAGUCUGAAGGUUUCGAUGACGACCAGGCUGCCUAUAUUUCCGGUACCCUCUUGGAGGCUGGUUCCGACACCACUUCUAGCACACUGUACGCUUUCGUGCAAGCUAUGCUCUUGUAUCCUGAGAUCCAACGCCGGGCGCAAAAAGAAAUCGAUGAAGUUGUCGGAGCCGACCGCAUGCCAAACAUGGAUGAUCAGGAUAGCCUGCAAUACAUUCGCGCCAUCAUGAAAGAGACCCUCCGCUGGAUGCCCACCACCAUUCUCGGUGCCGUGCCGCACGCCGUUACUCAGGAUGAUCACUACAUGGGCUACCUCAUCCCCAAGGGAGCCGGUGUCAUGAACAACGUCUGGGGUAUUCACCACGACGAAAAACGCCACCCCAGCCCUCGCGUCUUCAAUCCAGAGCGCUACAUCAACGAUCACCAGAGCCUUGGCGAAUCCGCCGCCAACCCUGACGGCACCAAGCGUGAUCAAUUCACCUUCGGCGCUGGUCGCCGUAUCUGCCCUGGUAUUCACGUCGCUGAGCGCAGUCUAUUCCUUGGCAUGUCCCGAAUCCUUUGGGCUUUCAACAUCGAGCCCGCUUCUGACUCCCAGGGCCGCCCGAUUAUUCCAGACCCGGAUCGUUUGACCCAGGGUUUCGUGUGUAUGCCCGAGGAGUUCCCUGCAAAGAUCACCCCGAGAUCCAAGGCCAGAGCGGACUUUGUGACUCGUGAGUGGAAGGAGGCAGAGAAGGCCUGCUUGGACCCCCAGUCCAAGCAGUGGCUCUUGCAUCCUCUCGAGUAGAGAGGAUUAUUAUGGCUGAAGGCUUUGUCGGUGCCUUUUUCCCCUCAAACUUAACCCCGGAUGUAUUACUGUCGGAGAGAAGAUUACGCUUCUUGUUGCGUACCUCCGAGAAAUAGUUUUACACGGACUACGACGUCGUAUAUGACUCCUUGAGCAUUGUAUAUUAGCACUAUGAACCUCAUGAUAGAUCUCCUUUUAGAUCUCCCUAAUAUUAAGGUGAGACUUGGGAGCUUAUUUACACUCAGAAAUUGAUCCUUAGCUUGUUAGCUUAACCGGC
This is a messenger RNA of Coccidioides immitis RS, 2137 nucleotides long. Its product is annotated as cytochrome P450. Gene Ontology annotation, molecular function: oxidoreductase activity, acting on paired donors, with incorporation or reduction of molecular oxygen; iron ion binding; monooxygenase activity. The transcript has 4 exons. Lineage: Eukaryota; Fungi; Ascomycota; Eurotiomycetes; Onygenales; Onygenaceae. The coding region runs from base 259 to 1860 and encodes 533 amino acids. The record is from RefSeq and is a predicted model, not a curated record.